CCGUGAGGGAACGGAGCCCGUGAGGGGAACGUGAAGGAAACGGAGCCCUGAGUGAAACGGAACAGCGGGAAUGGCGCUUCCAAGGAUUCCUUGGAAUUUUCCCGCUCUCUGCUGGCUCCUCCUGGCCGUGGCCAUUCGCGGUUCCCCGGGUCUGGGAUGCCGGGAGCACCAGUACCUGCUCCAUGGGAAAUGCUGCAGUGACUGCGCCCCCGGGCAGAGGAUGCGCAGCCGCUGCACAGCCGGGGCUGACACCGUGUGCUCGCCGUGCCAGGACGGAUAUUUCAGCUCCCAGUACCACCACGGCUUCUGCCGCAGCUGCACCGUCUGCAACGCCAGGAAGGGCAGCGUGGAGGUGAAGCCGUGUGAGAAAACCUCGGACAGGGUCUGUGUGUGCCAGGCUGGAUUCAUGCCAGCAGGAAUUCCUGUGGGGAGUGAGUGCUCCCGAUGUCCUGGAGGAACCUUCUCCAGAGGAAGGAACGAGAACUGCCAGCCUUGGACCAACUGCAGCUUUUUUGGGAAGCGCACGCUCCGAGCUGGCACGGCCACAGAGGACGCCCUGUGCAGCAGCCUGGAUCCCAUUCCUACAGAAAUCCUGAAAACCAGAGCUCCAAUUCCCACAGAAUUCCUGAAAACCAGAGCUCCAAUUCCCACAGAAUUCCUGAAAACCAGAGCUGCCAUUCCCACAGAAUUCCUGAAAACCAGAGCUGCCAUUCCCACAGAAUUCCCAGGGAGCAGCUCCAGCCCCAGGGAGAUCCCAGAGCUCUGUUCAGGUCCUGGCAGCGCCGCCGAGCCCAGCUGGGGUUCUUUAUCCCUGCUCUUGCUGUGCCUGAUGCUGCUGAUAGUGAGUGGAAUUUCCAUCCUGCUCCUGAUCAUCCAAGCAUCCAGGAAAAAAAACAGGAAUGGGCCUGGGGGGAGCCUCCAGCACACCGGGGGGAGCUGCAGGAUCCCCGUGCAGGAGCAGCACAUCGACUCCAGCUGCAGCCUCAUCAAAACCUGAGCCGGGACCCAGGAGGGCUUAAUUAGGAGUUAAUUAGGGGCUGAAUUAACUCGGGACUCCCUUUGGAAUCUGGGAAAGUCCUGAGGGAAUUUGGUGUGGAUUUCAUGGCAAAGCUGAGCUCUAAAAUCAGGAUUCAGUGGCAAAGAUGAGCUCUAAAAUCAAGAUUAAGUGGCAAAACUGAGCCUAAAAUUGGGAUUUAGUGGCAAAACUGAGCCUAAAACUGGGAUUUAAUGGUAAAACUGAGCCUAAGAUCAGAAUUAAGUGGCAAAGCUGAGCUCUAAAAUCAGAAUUAAAUGGCAAAGAUGAGCUCUAAAAUCAGGAUGAAGUGCAAAGAUGAGCUCUAAAAUCAAAAUUAAGUGGCAAAACUGAGCCUAAAAUUGGGAUUUAGUGGCAAACUGAGCUUAAAAAUUGGGAUUUAAUGGUAAAACUGAGCCUAAAAAUUGGGAUUUAAUGGUAAAACUGAGCCUAAGAUCAGAAUUAAGUGGCAAAGAUGAGCUCUAAAAUCAGGAUUCAGUGGCAAUACUGAGCCUAAAAUCGGGAUUUAGUGGUAAAACUGAGCCUAAAAUUGGGAUUUAAUGGUAAAACUGAGCCUAAGAUCAGAAUUAAGUGGUGAAGGUGAGCUCAAAACCCAGGAUUCAAUGGCAAAACUGAACUUAAAAUUUGGAUUAAGUGGCAAAACUGAGCUGUAAAACCAGGAUUGAAUGGCAAAACUGAGCCUAAAACUGGGAUUUAAUGGUAAAACUGAGCCUAAACCCAGGAUAAAGUGACAAAACUUAGCCUAAAAUCAGAAUUAAGUGGCAAAAUUUAGCCUAAAAUUGGAAUUCAAUGGUAAAACUGAGUUUAAAAUUGAGAUUAAGUGGCAAAACUUGAGCUCCAAAAGCAGAAUUAAGUGGUGACUCAAUCCACAUUUCAUGAAAUGAAUUUUCCCUCUCUGAUUGGUUCUCCAUAAAUUUGGAAAGUCAAUUUUUCAGGAGCCAAUCCCAAACUCUGAAGUUCCUGGGAGGAGCCUGAAGAGUCCUUUGGCUGAAUUUGAAAUAUUUCCAAUAUUUCCAUGGAAAUCCCAGAAAAAAAAAUAAAUUUUAAUUAUUUAGGAACAGUUUUCCCUCCAAAUAUCAGCUGAGAACUCCUCAAAAAAUGUGAAUUUUAAACCCAGAGCACCAAGAAUAUCCAAAAAAAAAAAAAAAAAAAAACCCAGCAGGGAUCCAAGAGGUUUUUAAAUCCAUGGAUUUGGAAUAUUUGGGAUUUUUUUAUAUGUUAUACAUAUCUGAGGGGGUUUAUACCAUGUAUAGGAAGGUUUGUAUUGUGUACAAAGGGGAUUUUUUUGGGAAUAAAAUUCUGGAAAAACA
This is a messenger RNA of Oenanthe melanoleuca, 2343 nucleotides long. It is a transcript of the gene TNFRSF4, whose product is annotated as TNF receptor superfamily member 4. NCBI's taxonomy places the organism in Eukaryota, Metazoa, Chordata, Aves, Passeriformes, Muscicapidae. Gene Ontology annotation, biological process: inflammatory response. The transcript is spliced from 7 exons. The record is from RefSeq and is a predicted model, not a curated record. Bases 71 to 997 code for a protein of 308 amino acids. Gene Ontology annotation, molecular function: protein binding; tumor necrosis factor receptor activity.